CACCUGACCAUCAAAAUCGCGCCUCCAGUCUUGCCGCUCGGCGUCCACCUAAUGACCUGAAUGAGCAAUCUGGCGGUAACUCGUACAGAUAUCAGAGACGCAGCUACACCGGUAGUCGACAUCCCAUCCGAACUCCAUCUGAGUAGCGAUUCAGCGGCGAUAACCACAAUUCCAGACGCGGUCGAUCUAAACCUCGGUAUUCUAGUAGGAUGGCGGACAGUCGAGGUGGCAGAAGAUACGAAGAUGGCGAGGUCACUAGAUAUGGCGCUGGCGAAUCGUAUCGACCCUUCACUGACCGCACUCCUCGCCGUGCUAGAAGCCCAGCGGGAGAGCGAGCGAGAAGUCCCCCUCCCAGAGAACGGGCCAGAAGUCCUCCACCGAGAGAGCGGGUUCGAAGUCCCCUUCCGAGGGAAAGAGCAAGAAGUCCUCCUCCUAGAGAGCGAGCUAGAACCCCAGUUCUCGACAGUGACCGAUAUGUUCCUGACCGCACCGUCCGACGACGCUCCCGAAGUGGCGACCGCUUUCGACGAGACCGAGAUGCAGAUCGAGGCGGCGACAGCUGGAGACGAGAACGAAGCAGAAGCCAACGAAGAGGAUCCCCGAGACGAACAUCUCCACGAAGAGUCUCCCCUCCUCGAUUCCCUGCAGCUUCUCGAGGGCCUUCACCUCCCCGAAGAACAUCUCCUCGAAGACCUUCGCCGCCACGCAGAGCAUCCCCCCCUCGGAGACAGUCCCCUCCUCGACGAAACAGCCCUGGCCCACAUGCCACACAACGAUACUCACCGAGACUGGAUCCCAGAGAUGAUAGAGACGGAAGAGACCGCAUGCGGUCUCCCAGAAGACGCUAUGAUUCAAGAGUUCGAUCUAGAUCGCCCUAUAAUAACAGAGAUCGCGCACGUGAUCCACGACAUGCAUGGAAUCGCGACCGACGAGGCUCUCCUCGACGAGCGUCCCCGCCCGCACAGCGAGCCAGCACCUUCCGACCUCGUUCGCCAAGCAUUGAUCGACGCGAUGACCGGUUCGGCGCCUCGUACAGACGACAGUCGCCAUUUCGCGAAUCUGCGAUUUCUUCUGCCCUUCCCUCUGGAGAGAAUUCUCGACGAUCCUCGCCGCAUCCUACAUCUGGUCGGCGGGAAGAUCGAUCUAUUCCUCAAUCACCUGUUCCGUCUCGACCUUUGUCACGGUCUUCACAUGGCAUGUCGGCAAGAGAGCCUUUGGAGCCACCAACUGCCCCCCGAUCCCCGCCUCGCGGUCCGGCAGCUCUCCGAGCACCACCUACUGGUCCUAGAGACAACAGGGACACCAGAGAAGCCCGUAACUUCUCUGGACCGCCUGCCACCGCGAUAGAACCGCCUGCCAGACCUGCUCCUGUUGUUCCUUCGACUUCGACUCCGAACCGACAGGACAUGGCCAACAAUGGACUCCCCCCAUCGGGUCCCCGAGGCUUUGUCGGUUUUUCUCGCCCAGGAUAUGGUCGUGGCACUCGUGUACAAGGAAGAGACUGGGGUAGUCCCAUUCAGAGUCGCAACAUGGCGCCUGUUCCAGGCCCUAGUUCGGCGACUACAGCUUCGAACAUCCCUACAGGUCCUCGUCUAACUCCGACGUCUUCAUCAGUACCUUCCACCCCUGUCGUGCAGUCGAAGCCCUUCAAUCCACCAAAGGGACCUGCUGCUGAACAAAACAGCAAGCGUCUCACAUUCGCCGAACGAGUUAUGGCCGAGCUACCCCAAAUCAUUCCUGGUGGCAAGCUGGACCCAGAGCUCGAGUCCAUCGAUAUGGGUGUCCUUCCAGAGCUCGUGCCCCAUACCAAGUCGUUGAAGGAUGAGGAGGAGAAGAUUCGCCAGGACCUAUGGGCAAUGCAAGACAAGACGCGCAAAAUGUUUAAUGAAUGGGAAAGGGGCGAGCGCGAGGCCAAAGUCGCCACGCUUCGCACCAGCCUAGCUGAGGCGGCCCUGGCUAAGAGUGCCGGACAAGGUGAGGGAGGCUCUGCUUUCUGAUAAUAGCUCCGAAUUCUUCGUUGAGUCCGAUUUUGGCCAAACGAGAACUUACCGAGGAAAGAAACAAAACAGUCUUCACCCGCCACACCCGGAAACAAAUGGAAAGAGGACUGCAUAUACUGUUGGCAUUGUGUACGAUGGAGUAUAAGUGGCGGAUCUUGGCGAGUGCAUACAAGAUGGUCUGCCAUCGGAGUAUGCCAUCCAUUUGUGAGACUCGCGUGGAGUGUUCACAAUGCAAGAAGAGUUCGCAUAUUGAGGUUUGCGAGUCUCGCGCUGAUACUGCCUAGUAGUGCGAGCGUGUUUCGCACAUUAUUUGCCGAUCAAGGCCUCUUGAGGUUGACGAUGCCCCUCGUCCUUCGGAUUCGAUCUGGAAAAGUCGUCUUUGACGAAACUGUAACUGUGCUUGUAGGAAUAGAUACCAUACCUUGCUCGAGAGCACAUGAUACCAACAGACAAGUGCGAAUGCUUUUACAGAUCAAUUAUCUGC
Messenger RNA from Pseudomassariella vexata, 2484 nucleotides. RefSeq lists its product as uncharacterized. The record is from RefSeq and is a predicted model, not a curated record. The transcript has 3 exons. Lineage: Eukaryota; Fungi; Ascomycota; Sordariomycetes; Amphisphaeriales; Pseudomassariaceae. The coding region runs from base 210 to 1997 and encodes 595 amino acids.